Molecule: messenger RNA, 1854 nt
Organism: Cyphellophora attinorum
Lineage: Eukaryota; Fungi; Ascomycota; Eurotiomycetes; Chaetothyriales; Cyphellophoraceae
Product: 2,4-dichlorophenol 6-monooxygenase
Exons: 3
Coding region: 1-1854 (617 amino acids)
Molecular function (GO): FAD binding
Source: RefSeq, a predicted model, not a curated record
AUGGGAGAAAUCUACGACGAGGACGCCGAAUACCAAUUCCGAGAUGUUGAUGUCCCCGUCCUCAUUGUUGGAGCUGGCCCAGCGGGUGCAACCACCGCCCUGUUGUUGGCCCGCUAUGGGAUCCCAGCAAUCGUCAUAUCUCGCCAUAAGGGUACUGCCAACACACCCAGAGCGCAUAUUUUCAAUCAACGCGCAAUGGAAGUACUGAGGGAUGCUGGUAUACAGGAACUGGUGACCCCAUUAGCGGCAUCCAAGGAAGACAUCAUGCACGUCAGCUGGGUUCAGUCCCUUACUGGGGAAGAGUAUGGUCGCGUGUAUGCUUGGGGCAAUAGACCAGACCGGAUCGGAGAAUACACCGUCGCUAGUCCCUGCCAGAUGUCUGAUCUCCCUCAAAGUAUACUGGAACCCAUCCUGGUACAAGAGGCCACCACGACAGGGGCGGAUCUCAGAUUCUACCACGAAUUUGUUAGCCAAGAAGCACUUCCCGAUGGGCGAGUGCAGACGACAGUUUUGGACCGUCAAACAGGACUGAACUAUCGUGUAACAUCGCGGUUUCUCAUCGGGGCAGAUGGUGCGAGAAGUGCAGUACUGGACAGCGUUGGCAUUCCCAUUGAUGGCAAACAGCUUGCUACCGCCUUCAACGUGCACAUCAAAGCAGAUUUGGCAAAGUACUGCAAGCACAGACCUGGCUCCUUAUGCUGGAUCCUCAAUCCGGAAGCCCCCGAUUGGUCAGCGACCGCAUGCGUGCGAAUGGUACGCCCAUGGCAUGAGUUUAUAGUGUCUAUGCACCCAAGUGCUCUACUCCAGACUGAUAUAGAGCACUCCGCACCCACCAGAGAUCAAGUACUUUCCAGGCUAAGACAAUUGUUCGGUGAUGAUAGCAUUCGGAUCGAGCUGCUGGGCUACGAUCAGUGGCAUAUCAAUGAUCAAGUUGCCAGAACGUGGCAGAAAGGAAAUGUGCUGUGUAUAGGUGACGCCGUACACCGCCAUCCGCCAAUAAACGGUCUUGGGAGCAAUACUUGCAUAUCUGAUGCAUUCAACAUUGCUUGGAAGCUCGCUUUUGUCCUGAAAGGCUUUGCUGAUGUCUCAAUACUCAAGACUCUCACGACAGAGAGGAAGCCUGUGGGAGAUGGUAUUGUACGGCGGGCCAAUGAAGGGAUGCUUGUGCAUCACCAAUUGUGGACAUUGAUGGGCUCGACCUCCGAGGCAAGAGACGCAAUCGAUUGGCGUUUGCGUCAAAAAACCAAAGAAGGCGCAGAGCUGAGACAGACACUGCGAUCGCUUAUGGAAAAGACGGACGACGAGUUCAACGCCCUUGGCAUACAAAUGAACCAAUCAUACCUCCAUUCGGCUCUUACAAUCAGAGAAGACAGCGACACAGCGCCACCCUGCCUCGACAACGUCAACCUGCUGAAACAGCAGGUCAUAUCUACGUUUCCAGGCUACCACCUGCCUCACGUGUGGCUAGUAAGAGACGGUCAGUCGGAACGCAUCUCUACACUUGAUCUCGUUGGUAAGGGCCAUUUUACGCUACUGACUGGCAUUGGUGGCGAAGCUUGGAAAACAGCCUGCGCUGCAAUAUCUGAAAAUGGACUUUUGCCGCUCAAAUCGUACAGCAUAGGUGUUGGACAGGACUACAUGGACGCAUAUUGGGAUUGGCAGAACGUCCGUGGCGUAGAUGAAGACGGUGCCGUGCUCUGGACACUGGGUGCAAAGCCGGGAAGCGGCAUUUCACGGCCGCCGUGCAUCAAAGCCGCUCUUUACAAAGCCAAUCCGAACCUCUUCUCUCUCUCUACUCGAGCGGCACCAGAUCUUAUCUGCCACAGCAGCCACACUCUCGGCACGCGAGUGUGA